AUGUCGUCUGACUCCCAGCACACAAGUAAAGCGCUGAAGAAGCUCUUCAGUGCGUACUGCAGCAAGGCUCUGAGCUGCUUCCUGCAAGACUUGAGGAUCAGUCCAGAGCUUCUUUCUCCUGACGAGACCCAUGCAGUGCUUGCAGAGACAGUGAAAUCAGGCUCGAACGAGAUCGAUUUCUCGGAAUUCAAGAAGUUUUUGCGAAAACUUGCCAUCGUUGAGUUCAAGAAGAAGCAGUACAGGAACAAGUACGUGGCGCAUGAUGAGCGGUUCACAGCUCUGCUCGCUUACAUGCAGAUCGAUCGAGUAGACGAGAUGCUCGCAAGGCGCAAGGGCAGUCAGCAGAAGACGGAGAAGAGAGAUUCCAAGAAGAGUUCGAAAGGAGGAGGGAGUCACAGGUAUCGUGUGACGUCAGCCAUCAUAGCAGAAUCUGAUUUGGUUGAUUUUACUUCUUCCGUCAGUUCGAGCUCUUCCAAGGACGAGACACAGGAGGAAAGGCACGGAAAGCACCAUGACAAGGCAUCGGAAAGCGGGAGAAGGAAGGUUGAAGAUGAGCGGGAGAGGCCACGAGGAAGCGUACACAGUGACGACGAGGUCUCGUCGGGAUGGGAUCAAGCCGCCAACCACAGGGAGGAGGAUCACCUGCAGAAGAGCUCGAAACCUCCAGCAGGGGAGGAGCGAGACGAUUUGAGCGAGGACUUCGAGGAUGAAGACAUCAUCAUACUGGACGAAGACGGUGACGAGCUCAUGCAUGAGGGAGAAGAGAUGCGGGAACAAGAUCAGCACGACAAGCUUGCAGCAGAAGAACUUCACCCGCCCUCCUCCUCCUCGCCAGCAGCAACGGCAGGAGGAGAGGACGAGAACUCCGUCGUAAGGCAUGCGAGCAUGGAAAAGCGAAACCUGUCGAGGCCACAAAGCGCCGUGAGACCUCCGAGCGCGACGAGGCAUCGACCAGACAGCGCUCAUCGGACAGGAUCGAGCUCGAGCGGGCUAGGAGGAACAGUGGGAGGCAGCGGAGCCGGAAUCGCCAUGGCUGCCGACACUUCAUCCCUCCUACGGCAGCCGCGCAGCAAGCUUCAGCUGAGGUGCAACUGCGGGGGGAGGACAGGCAGUCUCUUCCUCACGACAGACAUGAGCUGGGAGCAACUUUGCGGGCACUUCCGGGCUCUCUUCGGGCUGGAAGAUGACGUCCCCAUCGUCUUCUCCUACAGGAUCGGAUGGGACGCAGAGAGGGGAGGGGGGAGAGUCUCCGUAUGCACCUCCAGCAGCGACCUGACCCUGCUCUACGAGAGCAUCGCGAAACAUCCUCCUCCCCAAGGGACGCUCAAGGUCAACUUGCUGCUGUCAACGGAUGAGGAGUCUUCAUCGGAUGAGCGACACCCGCCGGAGGAGGCGACGGGCAGCAGGGAGCGAGACUCAGAGCUGGACAAGCGAGUGGAAUACAUCCCCGGAGGAGCAAACCAAGGUGGUAGAGCUGAGCACAUGAGCUUCAAUGAUUCGGAUGCCUCGGCGUACCGUCAACAAGCUGUUCGCCCCCCGCGGCCCCAGAGCGCUACCAGCAGGCCGAUGUCAGCCCCAAGGAGCACGAGAAGUGGACUUGACUCAUGCCCGCAAACGCAAGACUUCGAUCUGUCGUUCAGCUCGUCACAGGGCAUGCAGAUCAGACCAGGAAUCAAGCAGGGGUCAGAUUCUCUCUUGCAGAACAUAUCGGAGAGGAGGAGUCGCGUUCAGAGUGCUUCUCGCAAUCCCACGGGUCGACGAGAAGGGCUGGCAGAGCAGUCGUCUAUGGCGCCCUCUGUACAGUCGGAAUCGUCGCAGCUCAACUCCAAGGCCUACGAGAAGCUUCGCUCUUGCGUAGCCCUGGGGAUCCUCCCGGCAGACGCCAAGUUGAGGCUCGAAGUGGAGCACUGCACGGCGAGAAGACCAAGUGCAACCUUAAGAGGUUCUUCCGAGGCCUACGUAAAGAAAUUUUCGACGUUCAAGUUCAGAGUGAAGGACAAGAUGAGCGCAUGGAAUGUUGAGGUGGAGAGUACUUCAAGGAAACCCAAGAUAGGAUCCUUUGAGAUCAACCUGCAAUGGCAGUGUAACGGGUUUCCUUACGAGAUCUUGAUCUUUUCUAAGCUCAAGACCAAACGAUGGCCUGACGUGGAGAGCAUCGUCUCGACCCUCUGCGAGCUGCUGCCGAAGCAAGAAGAGGUGGAAGAGGCGAAAAUGCUGCUGAGAGUGGUCGAUCAAGACUUGAACACCAUCGGGGAUGCUGAAGUCAUCAUCAGCGACCCGUACACACAAGCGCCUCUUCGCAAGUCCUACAGCGACUUGGCCGGGGAGUGCGUCGUGUACCUCAAGGAGGGCGACUAUGACAUCAAGAUCAACGCGGAGAAGUACAAGGAGAUCAUACUGACCAAGACGCUCAAGCAUCAGAUCUCGGAGAUCAACGAGGUGGAGUUGUUCUCCAACUGA
Molecule: messenger RNA, 2460 nt
Organism: Guillardia theta CCMP2712
Lineage: Eukaryota; Cryptophyceae; Pyrenomonadales; Geminigeraceae
Exons: 34
Coding region: 1-2460 (819 amino acids)
Source: RefSeq, a predicted model, not a curated record